UUUGCUCCAAACAAUACAUCUGCCGUAUGGUUUCAGUUUUCAACAUCGAGUUAGUUCGAUAGUUUUCGCCUUCGUCGACGAUACAUUUUCUUGGUUUUUUGAUGAACUAUUUUUCUGGAUACAGAUAAUCAUCAUGAGGAACAUAACCAUAUGUGUGCCACACCAUAUGUGUGUAAAUCAAAGGAUUAAUGAUCGCAUUAUACUCAAAAAGUACUGAAAUAUUCCGGUUGCUAAUGACCAGCGUUUUAUUAUCCUUAUACCGGAAGUAUUGCUGCGAUCCCCAGCCGGUGACCAGAGGUCAUGCUGUGAAACUAUUCUCGUACAUAUGCGGUGAAGUCGUAUCAUACUUUUUAUCUUUAUAUAUUUGUCUAAAAGUGACCAUCAUCAGUUUUUAUGCGAGAAAUGCGCCAACGUCGUCAAAACAGUACACUGGCAAUGUGACGUCGCCGGAUAAUCAUCAAAAUAAUUGCGGUAUUAUCAGGACUUUGCCGUCUUAAUCUUUUUCACUAUCAGCCGAUUAUCACUGCUGCGCGUAUGCCGGCAACCGAUGCCCUUAUACGAGUCAACCACAUUAUGCUAUCACUGAUCGAACCGGAAGACAAAGUGUAGCACGCAACACCCUAUCAUCAGCGGAACAAUUCUACGUCGUUCGGUUUGCGGAUGAAGUGUUGUUAGUUCGGAAUUAAUUGCACUCCUUCGCUCACUCGACGAUGAGCAUCAGCAGCAGUAUGGACGCCUUUUCGCCAACUUUGCGGGGUCCUGCGGUGUUUGUCGCAUUGUUUCUCUGCGUAACAUUAUGCACUGUGUACUCGCCACUGAUAUCCUGCAUUGUAGCGUACGUUGGCAAGUCGGUGGUGGCGCUGAGUCUGGGCGCCUUCAUCAGCAUUGUCUUCAACAGCUAUCUGGAGAAAUUAUUUGGCAGUGCCAAGGGGAAGACCGUUGAUCCACAGGGACGAGCAGUAUUCGUAACGGGAUGUGAUACGGGAUUUGGCCAGGAAUUAGCUCACCGUUUGCACAAACUGGGGUUUUAUGUAUUUGCCGGGUGCUUAUCGGAGUCAUCUCCAGGUGCUGAGACGCUGCGGGCCAAAGGCAAAGCGGAAGAUCGCAUCGAGGUUGUGGAAUGUGAUGUGACAAAAAAUCAGCAGGUUAUCGACUGUGCGGCAAAAAUCAAGGAACAGUUGCGCGCGAAAAAGCUUGAGUUAUUUGCUCUGGUAAACAAUGCCGGAAUUGUGAGUUAUUGUGAGUUCGAAUGGGUGCCAGUGGAGGAUUACGAGAAAUUGAUGGAUGUGAACACUUUGGGCACUGUCCGCGUGAUGAAGGCCUUUUUGCCACUUUUACGCGAAUCAGCUGGCCGCAUUGUGAUUGUGGCUAGUCUUUCCGGACGCUAUGCGAUUCCCGGUAUGGUGGGAUACAGUAUGACCAAACACGCUCAGAUUGCCUUGGCUGACGGAUUACGCCGCGAACUGAAAAAAUUUGGAAUUAAAGUAUCCCUUGUUGAGCCCGGUGCAUACAAAACAACCAUGAACGAUGCCGCAGUGGGCCUUUCCGCCGUUGACAAACACUGGCAGAACUCUUCAGAGGAAAUGCGGACAUUUUACGGUGAAGCUUAUUACGCGGCCUUCAAGAAACACCUGGAAAAGGUUUCAGCUAGUUCCUGCGCACGCUUAUCGGAGCCGGUCGACUGUAUGGAGGAUGCGGUGAUAUCGGAGCAUCCUAAACUGCGCUAUGUACCGGGGAGUACGGGAGCCAGAUUGCGUGGGUUUAUUCUACCGUUUUUGCCGUACUGCGUACAGGACUAUCUAAUGAAAAUGGCCGCAGCGCCGGCUGUGCCUUUAUGUCGAAAUGCUUGAUAAUUUUCUUGCUGUCCAUACGAAAUUUUUGUAACGCUUUAGUAACAUAAACAUCAUUUUAUAAUUUAAGAAUUUUUGGAAUAGGCAGUAUUACUGCUCUUGAAUUUACAAUACGAGUAUACUUUUGCUGUUAUUUACGAGUAGUAGAUUGUUGACCGGACGCUGUGGUGGUAAAGACUACGCCGGUGGAUGUUCGUUUCUCCUUCACUUUAAAGCUUCAGUAUUUUACUAGUG
Molecule: messenger RNA, 2084 nt
Organism: Paramacrobiotus metropolitanus
Lineage: Eukaryota; Metazoa; Tardigrada; Eutardigrada; Parachela; Macrobiotidae
Product: retinol dehydrogenase 16-like
Exons: 6
Coding region: 711-1850 (379 amino acids)
Source: RefSeq, a predicted model, not a curated record